This is a messenger RNA of Cuscuta epithymum, 1446 nucleotides long. NCBI's taxonomy places the organism in Eukaryota, Viridiplantae, Streptophyta, Magnoliopsida, Solanales, Convolvulaceae. The record is from the annotation of a GenBank genome assembly.
GUGUCUUGCGUCAAACAAGGAAGCUUGGCUGUCUGGAUGUAGACCUAUAAUUGGGCUGGAUGGAAGCUUCUUGAAGGGUUUAUAUGGAGGACAAUUAUUAUCAGCAAUUGGUAGGGAUGGAAAUGAUAACAUGUACCCUAUUGCAAUUGCAUUUGUUGAAGUGGAGAAGUUUGACAGUUGGGAUUGGUUUUUUAAUUUAUUGUUAAGAGAUAUAGGUUCUGCGGAGCAACAUGAGUGCACAUUUGUUCCUGAUAGGCAAAAAGGGCCCAUUGAAGCAAUAAAAGAAAAUGCCCCACAUUCUGAACACAGGUAUUGUGUGAAGCACAUGUACAAUAAUUUCAAAGCUAAGUUUGGUAGCCUGGAGCUUAAAAAACUAUUCUGGAAAGCAGCUUCAACAUUUAACGUGAAGACACAUCAAAGAGUGAUGAAAGAAAUAGAGCGGUUAUCUCCUAAGAAAGGUGAUGAAGAUACAACUUUUGAGUGGCUAAGUAAAGUUCCAACCCAACACUGAGCUAGGUGUUUCUUUAAAACCAAUGCAAAAUGUGAUGUGAUAGUGAACAAUAUUUCGGAAUCGUUCAACAAUUACGUAUUACCAGCUAGAGAUCUUCCCAUAAUUGAUAUGUUUGAGUGGAGUAGAAGGAAAGUCAUGACUAGAAUUCAAGUUAAGAGGUGUGGGAUGGAAAGAUAUGCUGAAAACGUGUGCCCUAACAUUAUAAAGAAGAUAGAUAUUCAAAGACAACGAAGUAGGAAUUGUUAUCCUUCUUGGGCAGGGAAUGACUAUAUACAUGCCUACUUCAAAAAGGAUAUGUAUUUGAGAGUUUAUGAGAACAUGAUUCAUCCAGUUCCGGGUAUGCACGAGUUUGAAGAUAGUGGAAAGGGUGAGAUUGCAGCACCUGAUGUAAAAUUGAGAAGAGGUAGGCCAAAGAAGAAAAGAAGAGCCGAUGGAAAUGACAUUAACCCGUCAAAAGCUUCAAGAAGGGGACUAACACAUACAUGCAAGAUGUGCGGAACUCUUGGGCAUAAUAAACGAACUUGCCCCAAAAAAUCAGCACCAAACCCCACUGGAGAAGCUCCAAAUGAAGCUAGAGGGCUAGAUCAACAACGACCUAUUACAGUAAAUUCUACACUUGAACAGGUGGAUCAUGACAUGUUUUUUGCGAUGGUGUCAAAUUUUGACACUCACACCUUUCAAAGUCCUUCUGGUGAUAAAGGAUAUGCUAGGAUCUGAAGUUGUGAAUCCAACUCAAGAAGUUUGUGUUCUUAACAAAAACUUAGCGAAAGAAAAAGCUCCAAAUACCCAAAAAUAGGUUGAACAUAUGGGUUGGAUAACAAUUGAUAAGUUUUGCAGUCAUUAAGUAUGGGUUUGUGUUUAUAUUUCCUGGAAACCUUUGAACUUGUGUAAAACACUGUUUUUGGAUUGAUGUUAUGAGCUCCCAGGUAUGCAGC